AUGUCUAAACAACUGAGUGUGAUAAUUUUUACUGUAUCUUUCAUCAGUGGUGUGUAUAAUGAGACAACAAAUGAGAUCAUAACUGGAGGAGUUGGAAAUAUGACCGUGAGUACUUUUUUGAAAUUUUACUGUAACACAGUUUCCCAUUGCAGCAGUUAAUUGUUCACUUAAUGUACAUGAUGUUAAUUUAUUUAUCAGAAGGCCAAACAACUCAUUAGUGUUGCCCAAUCCUGUUUUCUUUCUUAUUUGACAUUUAUUUAUUUAUUUCAGUGCUGGAGCUUUAGAUUAUGGGGCAAAGUUUCUACUUCAGCGGAAAGUUUUGUGAGUGAGUGUUUUGAUUGCAACGUGUCUACCAAUUUUGCACCUUUUUGGCUUCCUCUUCCCUGAGAAAUUUAUUCAUGAGCUAAUUUAUCAAACCUUAGAUAAUAAACCUAAGCUAACCAAUACCUUACUAUCAAAUGGUUAAGCUAAGAAAAAUACAACUCAAUCAAAGUGCCUUCUUCUAACUAUAAAUUAUAAUCCUCAUAACACAAUCAUGUUGUUUACAUUCUGCAAGGUUAAGUGUUUUCAGUUAGGUCAUAUAAUCCAAAAUCCCUUCUUGGAGGCUCAGAUACCAGCUGCAGUCUUAAUUAGCAAAUUGAACCUACUUUCCACCCCAAGAAAAGAACAAGUGAGACCAAAUCCGAAAAAGCGACAGAAAUCUAGCCUGCCAUGCAUGUAGAGUUACAGUUAUUAAAGUGCAGCAUAGGUCCUGAACUUUGUUACUGACAUUAAGGUAACAACAAAAUGUUCAAAUUCUUUUCUUUUGCUUAUAAUUUUCCAAGGAAUGUUUGCCAGCAACCAGCAUUAUUUCAAUCCUGUGUUUAGAAGACACACCCAGCAGAUCUCAACGAUGUUUUGCAGUUAAUCACAAUGAUGUGAUCGUUUACAACCUCCUGAAUGGCUCCUGUGAGGGUCACCUUAAAGAGCUGCAUCCCCGAGAAAUAACCACUGCCCUGUUCUUCAAUCCACUGAAGGUAAUGUAUUGUUUGUCACUUUCUUGCUAAUGUAUAUACCAGUAAGGAGCUAUAAGAAUACUUAAAAAUUUAUAUUUAACUGACAAAAUGUAUCAGGUAUUUUGUAAAAGUGCAAGAAGUGCCAUAGGUAGUCUGGAAUGUCAUCCGUCUCCACCCCCUAACCCAUGGGGGCAUGCCCUGUGCCCCCCACAGGCUAGGGAGUGGAGAUGGAUGACAUUUCAGACUAUGUCCAGGCAUUAAUUCCAGUAUUUAAUAAACCCAAGAGUAAAUGUAAGUCAUAUUCAACAUUUAUUGUUCCACGAGUGUGGUUUGGAUUUGAGUUGGCUAUAAUCAUCUCAUAUCCAACAAGCGCAAGUGAAAUACUUGUUUUACUAAAAAUGCCCAUAAAAUAUCAAGAAUUCUUUCCGACUUUAUUUGUAAAAACAACCGACUUUCAGCUUGUUUUUAAUUUUGAGCAGAUGCAUAUAGUUACCAUUUUCAGAGAGCAUAGUGUAAUGGCUCAUAAACCAUGAUGGCUAAGCCAGUUAGAGAUCCAGAAGUGCAUUAUCCAAUGAUUCAGUGUUUAACAAUUACGCUUAUUUACCUUCUCUUUUAGUACCUUGUAACCGGGGCAAAGGAUGGGACGAUAAAAGUCUGGGAUGACAAAGGGAACAUCAAAAUCAUCUUUGUCGGGCAUUUAAAAUCAGUUAACACUCUAGCAGUUUACCCGUUUGGUACGUACAUCAUGUCAGGAUCAAGCGACUGUACCAUCAGAGUCUGGAGUUUGGAUACUGCUGAUGAAGUGGAUCGCAUAAGCACCAAGGAACCCGUCUUUGGAUUGGGAACAAUUGUAGGAAAAAAUGACUUGUAUUCGUUUGGAAGUAAAUCGAUUGAGUUGUGGAGAAUUGAGCAUAUUCAUAGCGUCUUUGCAGCCAUUGGGUAAGUAGGUGACUGUCAUUUUUUGUACGAAGCAGGUAUAAAUAACACAACAAAUUCAAAUAGUAAAGGAGUGUUUUUUCUUUCAUUUUUGAACUUGAACAUGAAUUUUUUACAGACUAUCAGGCCUAAAAGUAAUGAUGCAAAUGCCACUGUCUUAUGGCUAACUUCCAUUUCCUUUGUAGGAGCAAAGUAAAGUCCAUCAAAACUACGACACAUCCAAGAGUAAGUACAUGAAUACAAGUAUUUCUUCAUCAAAAAACCUUUACUCCAGACCAGUUCUCUCCCGCCCUCCCAUCCCUAACAAUUAAUAGGCCUCCUCACUAGCUUCGCAAGGGUCUGCGAUACAUGUAUUUUUAGUAAAGGUUUUAAUCAAGGAUAAACCAGUUCCGCAGACUCUUAAACUAAGUUUGCGCAGAUACGUGCCCCUGGUUUGUAGAAGACUCACGCAAGCAAAGUCUCAGGCUCCAAAUGGAGCAUACACUGUACAUGUACCACUGUGGAUAUGGAAACGUGGCAUGGUCGAAAUGGGAAUGUGACACGGUAGUUAGGGGAACGUGGUACCCAUAAGUUUUGAAACUCACUCUCAGUCACUAAACUGUUCAUCCCAGCUGGGCUGCAAUCAAACAACGUCGCCACUCGACCCUAUCCUGAGCUUUGGCUUCCACUUCGCCCCAUGUUAUACCCAACGCUGGACUUUGUCAAAGCCCGUUUCCGGUUUCUACUAGUGACAUGUAGGGGGAUCGCUCGCUUUCCCUCACGUCGCGAGCGUCCCUCACUCCUUCGGCGCUCACCCAGUCAACUUGUGGCAAGUCUAAACCCAACUCCUCCAGCUCUUUCAUCACUAUUCUCCGCCAAUGUAGAAAAAAACUCUAGGUCUCAACAAACCGUAGUCCAGCAAAUACGGUGGAAAAAAAAAAAACAAACGGGAAAAAACUGACUGUGCUCAGGGACAAAUCGGUAGCCCAUACAUCGUUCCGCAAUGCAAAUGGCCGUCUCAUGCUACUGUGGUAACAUACAGGGCUGUCAAAAAGGUUCUAAGUAGCAGGCUGAUAAUGAAUAGUAGGCGACUUUGGAACUCGCACCACCAAAAGCACAAGUUCUUGAGGGGCCGAAGCAUCUAGGGACAUUUUGAAAUUUGGAGUCUCGGAAAUGGCGUUUGCAGGGGUUUUCAAGAGGUAUUUCCACCGUGGACGCCAUGUUGUUUCGUCAGAAUUCACGAAGGACUAGGAACAAUGCCGUCGAAAUGUCCUAGGCGUUCCACGACAUCGUCCGGUUCGAACGUUUCACAGAUCUAAACCUGUUUAAAAACGAGUUAAAUGUCAUUCAAAACUAGGAAUCGAAUUCUUUACAAUUUUUGUUCGAUGGUGCUUAAUUUUUGCUAGCGGUUAUAAAUGUGGUGGUAGAAGGAGAUGAAAGUAGCCGGCCAAGGAUGGCUAACUAGCCGGCGGUUUUGGUCGGCUACCGGCCCUCACCGACAACCCCGAACAUGACGUCACACUUCUCCUCUCUAUUGAAUACAACAGUAGCAGUAAUAUGUGGUGACAAUGUUAUAUGUUUGUUGCUAUCGUUACAUGCCAUUGAGACUGGUGUGCACUUGCAGUGACGCAGCAGUUCGCCUAUUGUCCCCAGGCUCCGGGGAGUGCAUCACGACCAUGCUGUUACCCAGUAUGAGUAUAAUUGCUGAUGUGGCUUAUGCUGCAGCCGAAAGUAUGUUCCCAGUUAUUGUUUUUCAAAGGCAUGAUUAUAACAAGAUGGUUAUUUUCAACCCCCCUUUUGAAAUAGGGCGAGUUUUCCCCCAUGCACUCACAAAUGCGUGACAGCAAGAAAUGAUUGGUUUUCGCUGCACUCCUUCGUUGUUAUAGAGUGAUGCGACUUACUGUGUAAUAUUGUAUAAACCAAAGAAACUACUUUUGAGGUAGAAACUACUGAUCUGUUAUUUAAGUUGAAAGUCGUUUUGUACAUCUCUUUCAUGAUCAAUUCCUGUUAAGUGUUAUCUUAUGUUAAAAGGACAUGCACUAUAAUUGUCCUUUUACUCGCGACAUCACAUUACAUUACCGUACGUUAUGUGAUGUCAGGUUACGUUUCGUUACGUUCCGUUGCGUAUACUGGGAACAUCAUUUUUAGUUUUUGAUUCCAUAAUUGGCAUAAUGCAGAACUUUUUCUUACUGUGCCUUCUGAAUUUUUUUUGUAGAUUUGCUGUUUACUUUGCUCUCAGAUGGAAGAAUCUUAAAGGCCUCAACGCUAACAAAUCCAUGUAAACUACUUCAGGAAUGGGACAUGAAAACCAACCCAGAUGGUAAGAGUCGUUUAUCUUUACUAAAAGUCCAAGGUUUCUUUAUCUAACAGAACUAUUUUAUCGCUACAAGAUACAACUGUAAAAAUUGGCCAUGUUUUUUUCAAACGUUUUAUCUUGCAGUCGGGUAUUGUAGUACACCUGACAAGCACAAGCUAGAGAGGCUCUCUCAUGAUCAGCUUGUUAGUCCUUCUUUAGUCGAAAGAGGUUUUCAUUCUUGUUGGAACAUACCUUGUCAAUACUCAGUUUUCGACCUAUUAGACUAAACGCGCGUAAAUAUUCGAGACGGAAGAAAAAAAAAAAAGAAUGUGAUAGUCCUAAUCGGUUAUGCUCCCCAUUUUGUUCUUGAUGUAUUCUUUGGUUGUUGUUGGUCAAAUUUACGUUGCUAUAGACUUAAGCCUUGUUCACGCCUUUCCUAAUGACCACGCCCAAGCUCAGGUAAUACAAGCGGAAAAUGUCGCAGUAGCCUGCUAAACAUUAAUGUUUUUUCCCUGUUGAAGCAAAAUGCACUAUAUACCAGCAAUCAACUAGGAAAAAACACCAAUCUUUUGUGGAAAGAAAACUAAGCAUGUUUCUAUUUCAUGUUACAGUUCCAAGUCUGUGCAGCUGUCUUUGCCUUUAUGAAUAUGUGGUCGAGGUAAGAAACUUAACAAAAAGAAAGUUUUGGAAUCACAUAUACGUUAACUACAAUUGGAACAAAGGUCAGUUUGCAGCAUCUGACCAAGAUUUCCCUUUUUUGAGAAAGGUUUGAACCCAGGAGUCAUUUCGCUUGUUGGAUAUGAGAUGAUUAUAGCCAACUGAAUAGGACUGUUGUUGUUGACAGUGACUGACGUUUCGACAACCUGUGCGUUAGUCAUCUUCAGAAUCAAAGUGAUUUGUGCUUGUCAGUUGAUGGUAUUAAACUCUGGUUAUUGAUCUGAUUGGUCAAUUAAGCCGCGAAGUUAUUGGCUAUGAAGACUCGAAAUCUCAUUAGUGCGUUUCGAUCCGUCUGUUGUCACAGUUUAACAGUCGUUUAUUUUUAGUCAAAUUGUCAGUUGUCCUGUCAUUCUCUCGUGCAGCUGUAGUUAGUUUUGCCUGAGUCCGUCAAUACGUCGUUUGUACGAUGCCGGUAACUGUUGACUACGAAUCAGUGGCGUUUUUGUUCUAAGUUAGUAAACCAGCUUUCUUAAGUGAGUCGUUGAUAGUAGUCUAUAGAACACACGUAAUACAUGUCGCGGUGUCCCAGUCGUUUUAUGUUCAUCAUAUCUACACCAAAGCCCCUCCCCCUUUCUCUUCCCUUCCCCCUGCCCCGGCAUUUAUUUAGUGCCAUUUCUCAUCGCUUGAACUCCAGACAAAAGCUCAAUUUGUCGUUGAAAUCUACCAAAAUGCCUCGGCGGUGACGAACAGUAACAGCGCUACCCUGCGACAGAAGCCCCAAAAAGUGCUUAGUGGUGUCUUGAUUUAGAGCAAUGUUCAAUAAAACGUCCAACACAUUUUUUUAGGAUGAACUUGGAGGGGAUUCCUGGGGAGAUUUAAUGACCAUCCUCAAAUCGAAGAAAAGAGCCGAAGAGCUUGAGAGCAAAGGCCAAACAAACGCUUACGACCGAACUCUGUUGCUUGGUGGCUGU
Molecule: messenger RNA, 5834 nt
Organism: Porites lobata
Lineage: Eukaryota; Metazoa; Cnidaria; Anthozoa; Scleractinia; Poritidae
Source: the annotation of a GenBank genome assembly